AGACAAUCACGCUGCCUCCUGACCCAUCGGAGGCAGGCAGGGCCCCGCUGAAUCAGAGCUGCUCCUGGGCUAGAUCAGCGGUUAUCCAUCCCGGAUCCUGCUCCCAAUGCAGGAAAGGCAAGACAGAAACCCCCUUCUGUCCUUCGUUCCGUGACAUCAUGGUCCAUGCUCAUAGCAAAGCCGGUGUUUUGAAACGUGUGCACUUGCCAGCUCUCACCCUUUUCUCUUGAAUCACAACGCACAAUUUCCCGGCCAAGAGACUUUUUCCUUCCAGUGCUGUUUCAACAUCUCUUGUCUCCCUCACGUCCACAGCCAAUAAAAAGAGACACGUCCCUCUGUGCCUGCAGAACGAAGACUCGGGGAGUUCCAGCGAGACCCAGGUCCUUGUCGUGCUUCUUGCUUGGAGAUUUUAAUGAAGGCUCUACAGGAUGCUCAGGCUGGCUGUGUUCCUCUGUGCUCUGUGUGCUGUCUCAUGGGGGUUUCUCUGCCUUCACUUUGUCACCCCAGGCAAAUGGGGCGGCCGACCCGCCAACUGCUCUUCGCCUCUCAAGGCAGUGCAGACUAGAUACGUCAUUAUCCUCCACACGGCCGGCAGCAGCUGCAAAACGGGUGCUGAAUGCAACCAGCAGAUGGUGAAUAUUCAGCAUUACCACAUGAACAAGGGCUGGUGCAACAUUGCCUACAACUUCCUAAUUGGUGAGGAUGGGAAGGUGUAUGAAGGCAGAGGCUGGAAUACAGAAGGCGCCCACACUUAUGGUUACAAUGACAUCUCUCUGGGCAUAGCCUUUAUUGGCGACUUUACAGGAAGGUCUCCCAAUGCAGCGGCCUGGAAAGCUUUGAAGCACCUGCUCCACUUCGCUGUUGAGAAUGGCUACUUGUCUUCUGACUAUCUCCUCAUGGCUCACGGGGACAUCAGCAAUACCAUUUCUCCUGGGCAGCCCAUCCGUGAGGUCCUCAAGACGUGGCCGCAUUAUAAACACUGAGUGCCACCAGCCUGGUGAAGGAUGCAUGUGUGUGUUGAAAGCCAAGGAUGCUGGCCGAGGAAUCUGGCUCUUUUCAUGUGCUUAGUGUAUAUAUAGAAAGAUAGUUUGACUCUUAAAUGUUUCGGGUUGGAUUCUCAGCCCCAGUUCUGUCUGCUGAGCAAUGCACGGGGGAAGCAAUGUGGCUGCAUGCAGCCAGUUGAGAGUCCCCCCUGUUGAAAUUCUGACCUGGUGUCAGACAACAGAGCAAAUUCUUUUGCUGACUGCUCAGGCACCUGAAACCCAUUGAUUUCAAUGUGUUUUAGGCACCUUGUUCCUUUUGAAAAUCCUCCUAGGUACCUAAAUACUUUAAAAAUCUAGCCCUUAGAGACCAGAGCCAGCUGCGGUUAAUUAGAGCAGCCCCUAGUUUGCUCUAAUUUAUGUCAAGGCUGGGUCUGGGACAGCCUGAGAAUUGAAGGGAGAUAACUUGCUCCUGACUGUCCUUGCCACCUUGCACCAAGCGUACCUUGCUGCAGGGGAGAAAGUGGCCUCACUCCCCUGCAAAGGUUUUACAGUAGAACGAACCUCAGAGUUACAAACACCAGAGUUAUGAAUUCAUCAGUUACCCACACACCUCAGCUGGAACUAGAAGGACGCAAUCACAGUACUGAAUUAAACAUAAACUACUAAAAAAAUAAAGGGAAAGUAGCAUUUCAAAGCAUCUUCUGCAUAGCAAAGUUUCUAAGCUGUGUUAAGUCAAUGUGCAGUUGCAAAGUUUUGAAAGAGCAGCCAGAACGUUUUGCUCAGAGUGACGAACAGGCUCCAUGCCCGAGGUGAUCGUGACUCUGAUGUUCUCCCGUAUUUGGUUCUGUAGCUAAUCCGUGAAGUCAGCAGCCUCUUGUCCUCACUGGCCUCCAGAAGUCCAUCCCCGUAAAACCCUGACCACAUCCCUGCUCCCUGCACGAAUGCUUCAGCUCUAAUGAACGUAGGGUGACCAGAUGUCCCGAUUGUAUAGGGACAGUCCUGAUAUUUGGAGCUUUGUCUUAUAUAGGCUCCUAUUACCCCCAGAUCCCUGUCCUAAUUUUUCACACUUGCUACCUCAUCACCCUAAAUCAGGGGUCGGCAACCUUUCAGAAGUGCUGUGGUGAGUCUCCAUUUAUUCACUCUAAUGUAAGAUUUCGUGUGCCAGUAAUACAUUUUAACGUUUUUAGAAGGUCUUUUUCGCUAAGUCUAUAAUAUAUAACUAAAGUGUUGUUGUAUGUAAAGUAAAUAGGGUUUUCUAAAUG
Gopherus flavomarginatus (Mexican gopher tortoise) is the source of this 2245-nucleotide messenger RNA. Its product is annotated as peptidoglycan recognition protein 3-like. Bases 429 to 983 code for a protein of 184 amino acids. The transcript has 6 exons. The record is from RefSeq and is a predicted model, not a curated record. Gene Ontology annotation, molecular function: peptidoglycan binding; zinc ion binding; N-acetylmuramoyl-L-alanine amidase activity. Gene Ontology annotation, biological process: peptidoglycan catabolic process; innate immune response. NCBI's taxonomy places the organism in Eukaryota, Metazoa, Chordata, Testudines, Testudinidae.